AUGCACUGGAUCGAAGCAUACUAUGGCGACAAAGUGGAUACCUUUGACCGUGACAGCCACAGAUGCGACACCUCUCCCCAGACCAACAAUUCGGGCCCACACAAGCAGCAAACGCACCGACAACCGGACAAGCACCCGUGCCGCUUCUGUCCUCACUCAAGCUCUUCCGCAACGGCUGUCGCCAUUCACGAGAGGACGCACACUGGCGAGAGGCCCUUCACUUGUGGUGUUUGCGAGAAAAAGUUCACGCAGAAGUCUCAUUUGAUAGCUCACGUUAGAAUUCACACCGGAGAGAAGCCGUUCAAGUGCAACACGUGCAGCAAGACGUUUUCUCUGAAACGCACCUUGGCGGUUCAUGAGAAGAUUCACACCGGAAAAAAGCCGUUCAAGUGCAACACUUGCAGCUGGGCGUUUACUGAGAAAGGCACCUUGGCGGAUCAUGAGAGGACUCACACCGGAGAGAAGCCGUACAGGUGUGAUACCUGCAGUAGAGCCUUUACGGCUAAUAGCGGUUUACGCCAACAUCGGAAUAGGCAUCACAAGUGA
Molecule: messenger RNA, 546 nt
Organism: Ixodes scapularis (black-legged tick)
Lineage: Eukaryota; Metazoa; Arthropoda; Arachnida; Ixodida; Ixodidae
Product: putative zinc finger protein 702
Exons: 2
Coding region: 1-546 (181 amino acids)
Biological process (GO): regulation of transcription by RNA polymerase II
Cellular component (GO): nucleus
Molecular function (GO): RNA polymerase II cis-regulatory region sequence-specific DNA binding; DNA-binding transcription factor activity, RNA polymerase II-specific
Source: RefSeq, a predicted model, not a curated record